AUGAGACAAUUAAACCUCACAGAUUUUGUUUUUUUCUUUUUGUUCUUGACUGAAUCCUUAACUUUGACCACGAAGCCUCAGGAUGUAGAUGACUUCAGCGUUACACAGAACUUCAUAGAUGAGAAGAACACUGGAUACCUCACCAUCAUUGAAUUUGCUCAAUAUGUUCAGGAAGCAACCUUUGAGGAAGUGGAGAGGCUCAUGAAUGACAUGCUAGAACACAGAAGGAAAUGCAUGGCGGACAAGACACUUUCAGAAUGUUCAGAAACCGCUAAUAAUAUUUUGCAGGAAAAGAUGUGUGCUAUGGAAGGGUUGCCUCAAAGAUACAACUUUUCACACUGCUGUAGUAAAGUCGACUUUGAAAGACGACUCUGUUUCUUCUACAACAAGAAAGCUGAUGUGGGAUUUUUGCCUCUUUUCCUUACUCUGGAUCCCGAAGAGCAGUGCCAGGCCUAUAAAAAUAACAGAGACUCUUUUCUGAAUCACUAUAUAUAUGAAUUUGCCAGAAGGAACCCCUUUGCCUUUGCUCCUACACUUGUAACUGUGGCUGCCCGUUUUGAGGAGGUGGUAAGCACGUGCUGUGAAGAACAACACAAAGCCUCCUGUUUUGGAGUUAGGGCAGCACCUGUCACACAGUACUUGAAAGCAUUGUCUUCUUAUCAAAAAAAUGUCUGCGGGGCCUUCAUGAAAUUUGGACCCCAAGUUUUAAACUCGAUAAAUAUUGCUAUACUUAGUCAAAAAUUUCCCAAGAUUGGAUUCAAGGAGCUUACUUCUCUCCUAGAAGAUGUUUCUUCCAAGUAUGAUGGAUGUUGCAAAGGGGAUGUUAUACAUUGCAUCCAUGGCAUGGACAAGGUUGUGAGCCACAUUUGUUCAAAACAAGAUUCCAUCUCAAGCAAAAUCAAAGAGUGCUGUGAAAAGAAAAUACAAGAACGCGGCGAGUGCAUACUUAACUCAAAUAAAGAUGAGAAACCAAAGUAUUUAUCUUCGAGAGAAGCAAAAUUUACUGACAAUGAAAAUUUGUGUGAAGAACGAAAUACUGACCCAAACACCUUUUUUGCUGAGUUUCUUUAUGAAUAUGCAAGGAGACAUCCACACUUGUCUAUUCUGGAGCUUUUGAGAAUUGCUGAAGUAUACGAGGAUGUCAUAGAAAAUUGUUGCAACACAGAACACCCUCCGAGUUGUUAUCACAAUGUGGAAGACAAAUUUAAUGAGACAACUGAAAAAAGCCUCAAGAUGGUACAACAAGAAUGUAAACGUUUCCAGAAUUUGGGGAAGGAUGGCUUGGCGUAUUACUACCUUAUCAAACUCACCAAGAGCGCGCCCCAGCUCCCCACUGAAGAACUGAUUUCUCUGGGCAAGGAGACGGUGACGGCUUUGACCACCUGUUGCACACUAAGUGAAGAGUUUGCCUGUGUUGAUAAUUCGAUGGACUUAGUUCUCGGAGACCUGUGUGGUGUAAAUGAAAAUCGAACCAUCAACCCUGCUGUGGGCCGCUGCUGUCAGACCAGCUUUGCCUUCCGAAGGCCCUGCUUGGAGGGUCUGGAAGCUGACCCAACGUAUGUGCCUCCACCGAUUGUGCAAGAUGUGUUUGCCUUUCGUGCAGACUGGUGUCAGACUCAGGAUGAAGAGCUCCAGAGAAAGAAGGACAGGUUUCUUGUCAACUUAGUGAAGCUGAAGCCUGAACUCGCCAAUCAGGAGGUGCAGUCUUUAUUCAUUAAUUUCACUGACACACUGGAGAGUUGCUGCAAAGCUAAGGCACCCGAAGCCUGUUUUAACCAAGAGGUAGUACAAUUUUCCUACUACAAUUUUUCUGAUAUUCCUGGGAAAACAAACUAA
Messenger RNA from Ochotona princeps (American pika), 1836 nucleotides. It is a transcript of the gene AFM, whose product is annotated as afamin. Gene Ontology annotation, molecular function: zinc ion binding; vitamin E binding; fatty acid binding. Gene Ontology annotation, cellular component: blood microparticle; cytoplasm. The transcript has 13 exons. The coding region runs from base 1 to 1836 and encodes 611 amino acids. Gene Ontology annotation, biological process: protein transport within extracellular region; vitamin transport. The record is from RefSeq and is a predicted model, not a curated record. Lineage: Eukaryota; Metazoa; Chordata; Mammalia; Lagomorpha; Ochotonidae.